Periophthalmus magnuspinnatus is the source of this 1413-nucleotide messenger RNA. It is a transcript of the gene rrp15, whose product is annotated as ribosomal RNA processing 15 homolog. The transcript has 6 exons. The record is from RefSeq and is a predicted model, not a curated record. NCBI's taxonomy places the organism in Eukaryota, Metazoa, Chordata, Actinopteri, Gobiiformes, Gobiidae. Bases 12 to 893 code for a protein of 293 amino acids. Gene Ontology annotation, cellular component: preribosome, large subunit precursor. Gene Ontology annotation, biological process: maturation of LSU-rRNA; maturation of 5.8S rRNA.
GUUGGUCCGCGAUGGCAGCUGUUGUGGAAACACACGUGCGGGGCUCAGACACAGAGCUCCACAGCGAUGAGGAGUUUGAAGAGGAAGGAGACGGCGGCUCGGAGGAGGGAGACGGCGGCUCGGAGGAGGGAGACGGCGGCUCGGAGGAGGGAGACGGCGGCUCGGAGGAGGGAGACGGCGGCUCGGAGGAGGGAGACGGCGGCUCGGAGGAGGGAGACGCCUCUGAUGAUGGAGGCAGCGAUGGAGAGGAGGCUGAGGACGAGGCCGGCGACCCUGAGGAGGAUGAAGAGGCUAAUGCUAAUGCUGGCUGGGCUGAAGCUAUGGCCAAAAUCCUGAGCAAACCCACCACCCAGAACCAGAGCACCAUCCUCCAGAAGAACAAAGAUCUGCAGAAGGUGAAAGAGAAGGACCGCAAGGAGCAGCUGGAGAAGAGGAAACAGCUGGAAAAGAAGCGAUCGUGGGAGAUGAUGAGUCGUGUCAAACCCGACGUCGUGAAGGACCGCGAGGCUGAGAAGGCUCUGCAGAGGAUCGCCACCAGAGGGGUGGUGCAGCUGUUUAACGCUGUAAAGAAACAUCAGAAAACGAUGGAUGAGAAGGUGAAAGAAGUGGGCGGGUCUGAGCGGAAAAAGGCCAAGAUCCUGUCAUCUGUGUCAAAGAAAGACUUCAUCGACGUUUUGAGGAGGACAGAGGAGGGGCCGAGGAGAAGCAUCAAGAAGGAGCCGGAGGCUACAGUGACUGUGAAGCAGGAGGAGGAGGAGGAGGCGCCGUCCUGGAGCGUGCUCAGAGACGACUUCAUGAUGGGAGCUUCAAUGAAAGACUGGGACAAAGAGAGUGACAGAGAGGGAGAAACGGAGGAGAGAGGAGCCCAAGAAGAGGAGAGCGACUCAGACUGAGGAGAGAGAGAUGGAGGAGAGGGGGAGCAGGGGGAAGUGAGGGAGAGAUGGAGGUGAGGAAACAGGUGACGGGGACCCAAGAAGAGGCGAGAAAACUGGACAGAGACAAGAGAGAGUGGGACUAGAAUAACUCCAGUGUAACAUUGGGCUGGAGGAUGGGCAACAGCAGAAUGUGCCUUUUCUCUUUUAAUUCAUGGUGUAAAAUAUCUGGGCUGGCCCACAUGAAACAAAACCCAGAAUAUUAAAAAUGUGAAGGAGUUUCUGAAUCUCAGUCUGUGGAUCCCGCCGCUUCCUCCUUCUGAAAUUAUGACCUCAUCAAAUUCAAAACCAGGACACGGACAAUGUGGGCCGCUCUCUCCCUGCGUAACAGGUGAAUAUGGGCCACUCUUCCCCCGUGGAACAGGCGGGUCAACGUGGGCCGCUCUCUCCCUGUGGAACAGUCCAGUGAAUGUGGACUUCACUCUGGAAUUUACACUUUAAAGACUCUUGUCAGAACGUGAUUUUGAUUUGUUUAUGGAAC